GUAAGGAACACUGCAUUUUUAUUUUAUUUGCAUUUUCCACAAUGUUCUAACUUUUUCUGAUUUGAGGUUGUAGUUUUCGGCACCACAAGUCCACACAUAUACAGGAAAUGAAUAUUAAAGGCUAAAAGCUUAGGCGCCACUGAGUUUUUAGCCUUUAGACAUCAGCAGCACACUGGGAAGUGAUACUGCGGCUCGUUUGUGGAAGUUCUUAAAGAGGAAACACACACCAGCUGUGAGAUGGUUGUACUACAGUGAUCAGUAGAAACUCAAAAAAGCUUGCCUCAGAACAGCAAAACGUUCAUGCAGUCACGUAUGAUGUCACUGAUUUGGGCAGGAUGUGUUUCUAUACUGAUCGGAUGGGUUCUUACACAGGAUCAACCCCACUGGCCUACGGCUGAGACAAGUCUCCCUUGUAACUGGACAUGCAUGCUUCUGACACUUCAGUGGCCAGGGAGCUUCUGCCUGGGCAUUGACAACAAAAAUAUUUGCAGGAUACCACAGAACAUUGAUUACUGGACCAUUCAUGGACUGUGGCCUUUGCAUGCGCGCAACUGUUGUAGAUGCUGGCCCAUAUUUCACUCUCAUCUUCAGGAAUUAGAACCUGAAAUCUCUCAGCUUUGGCCAUCACUUAUAAAGUCAAGGAGCUACUUUGCGUUCUGGAAGGACGAAUGGUUCAAACAUGGAACGUGUGCAGCCUGCGUGGAGAACAUGGGCUCUGCACCUCACUAUUUCAGGACUGCCCUCAAACUUCGAAUGCUCUUCGAAUUUGACAGCCUUCUAGCAAUUGCGGGCAUCAAGCCAUCCUGCAACGUCUCAUAUAAGUAUGAUGAAGUGCAUGAUGCGUUGGGGCCGCUGCUCGGAGACAACUACGUCUUGCAGUGCAUCACGGACGUGAAGGAAAGAGAGGCCUGGGUGCAGUUGAAGAUCUUUGUCUCCAAGAAUGUGACUCUUGGAUGCAAGAAAGAGGAGAUGAUGCAGACGUUCAAGAGCAGCAACACCACCACCGGACAUCCGUGUCCUAAGAACGCCACCAUCUUUUACUUCCCAAUCAACUAUGAGCAUCCCAAAGAGCCCUGCUCCUGAUCACAGCAUGGGUCAGUGCUCUAAUAGGUAGCAGCUUAAAAAGACUUUAUAAUUAUUAUUCUAUAAUCAGACUACUUUAAAUUUUGUAGAAUAUGAUAUCGGGGGCAGGAAUAAAAAGACAACAAGAAAUCAUAA
This is a messenger RNA of Trichomycterus rosablanca, 1218 nucleotides long. RefSeq names its product ribonuclease T2, like (gene rnaset2l). Gene Ontology annotation, biological process: RNA catabolic process. The transcript is spliced from 10 exons. The record is from RefSeq and is a predicted model, not a curated record. Gene Ontology annotation, cellular component: extracellular region. NCBI's taxonomy places the organism in Eukaryota, Metazoa, Chordata, Actinopteri, Siluriformes, Trichomycteridae. Gene Ontology annotation, molecular function: RNA binding; ribonuclease T2 activity. The coding region runs from base 301 to 1083 and encodes 260 amino acids.